This is a messenger RNA of Coprinopsis cinerea okayama7#130, 1479 nucleotides long. RefSeq names its product alcohol dehydrogenase. The transcript has 13 exons. Gene Ontology annotation, molecular function: alcohol dehydrogenase (NAD+) activity; metal ion binding. Lineage: Eukaryota; Fungi; Basidiomycota; Agaricomycetes; Agaricales; Psathyrellaceae. Bases 1 to 1479 code for a protein of 492 amino acids. The record is from RefSeq and is a predicted model, not a curated record. Gene Ontology annotation, cellular component: mitochondrion.
AUGGCCUCUGCUUCGAGAAGAUCUAUCUUGCGUCUCAUAAACGCCUCUCAACACACCUGCUGUCCCUGCCACGGUCAUUCCCAUGUCCACCCACAUACCCAACUUCAGGCCAUAUCCCAGUUGCGCAACUUCGCGACACCCGUACCCUCUAUCGAGAGGGAGUAUGCUUUCGAGGUGGCGGCCUCCAAUUUACGGUUCGGUGACGGGGUAACCAAAGAAGUCGGCAUGGACCUCAAGAACAUGAAGGCUCGAAAGGUUGGAGUAAUGACAGACCCAAAUGUUGCUAAGCUGAAGCCAAUGCAAGCUGCUAUCGCGGCACUAGAAGCCGAAACCGAUCUUCCCUUUGAGGUUUAUGACAGGGUCGUCGCGGAACCAACUGAAGAAAGCUGGAGAGACGCUAUUGCUUGGGCGAGGCACCACGACUUUAGUCACUUCCUGGCUGUUGGCGGUGGAAGUGUCAUUGACACCGCAAAAGCAGCUAAUUUGUUCACCGUUUACAAGGAUGCUGAUCUCAUGGAGUUCAUCAAUGCUCCAAUUGGCAAAGGCGCUCCUAUCAAACAAGCUCUUCGUCCACUCAUUGCCGUUCCCACAACCGCUGGUACUGGUUCAGAAACCACAGGAACGGCAAUCCUGGAUAUCACGUCCAGGUCUUUCAAGACGGGUAUCGCCAAUCGCGCUCUGAAACCUGUGCUCGGCAUUGUGGACGUGCACAAUACCGAAAGUUGUCCCACCGCAGUACAAAUUAGCGCUGGCUUGGAUGUCUUGUUCCAUAGCUUGGAGAGCUAUACAGCUAUUCCAUACACAGAGCGAUUCCCUCGACCGGCUAACCCCAUUCUUCGCCCAGCUUAUCAGGGAAGUAACCCGGUCGCCGAUAUCUUCUCCCUAUGGGCACUCCGAACUACCGUGGAGCACCUUCCUCGUGUGGCAAAGGAGCAUGACGACCCAGAAGCGCGCCGACAGAUGCUUCUCGCGUCUUCGUUUGCAGGGAUCGGUUUCGGCAACGCAGGUGUUCAUCUUUGCCACGGUAUGAGUUAUCCUAUUUCAGGAUUGAACAAGAAAGGUCCCAAGUACAAGCAUCCUGGCUAUGUCACCGACAAGCCCAUUAUCCCUCAUGGUGUCAGUGUUGCUUUGACGGGACCAGCAGUCUUCCAGUUCACCGCACCGUCGUCACCGGAUCGCCAUCGAGAAGCUUUAGCCAUCUUCAAUGGCGUAAGCCUUUCGGACCCCAGUAUCACCAAGAUCCCAGACAGGGAGAUUGGAGCUCACCUCUACGAAGCAAUUGCUCGCUUUUUGGAUGGCCUGGGUGUUCCCAGAGGGUUGAAGGCCGUCGGAUACAAAACAAGCGAUGUAGACAUGCUAGUGGAUGGCACUAUACCACAGCGACGUGUCUUGGAUCUCGCCCCCGGAGUAGGGGACGUAGCGGGUGCGGACGGAAGGGAACAUCUCACUCGCAUCUUGGAAAACUCUCUCGAGUACUAA